This is a messenger RNA of Rhododendron vialii, 577 nucleotides long. RefSeq names its product large ribosomal subunit protein uL29. Bases 101 to 472 code for a protein of 123 amino acids. Gene Ontology annotation, cellular component: cytosolic large ribosomal subunit; ribosome. The transcript has 4 exons. The record is from RefSeq and is a predicted model, not a curated record. Gene Ontology annotation, biological process: translation; maturation of LSU-rRNA from tricistronic rRNA transcript (SSU-rRNA, 5.8S rRNA, LSU-rRNA). Lineage: Eukaryota; Viridiplantae; Streptophyta; Magnoliopsida; Ericales; Ericaceae. Gene Ontology annotation, molecular function: structural constituent of ribosome; mRNA binding.
CUUGAUAUAUACACAGACGAAUCUAUAAAACCCUAAUCUUCCUCAAUUUAGGGUUUCGUUCAUCAAAGACCGCCAUUGGUAGCAUUUUUCGAUCUCUGCCAUGGCGAGGGUUAAGGUUCAUGAGCUGAGACAGAAGUCCAAGGCGGAUCUUUUGGGCCAGUUGAAGGAUCUCAAGGCUGAGCUCGCUCUGCUCCGUGUCGCCAAGGUCACUGGCGGCGCCCCCAACAAGCUCUCCAAGAUAAAAGUGGUAAGGUUGUCCAUUGCCCAGGUGUUGACAGUGAUUUCACAGAAACAGAAGGCUGCUCUGAGGGAAGUCUACAAGAACAAGAAGUACUUGCCCCUCGAUCUGCGUCCCAAGAAAACCAGAGCCAUCCGCAGACGUCUCACCAAGCAUCAGGCAUCACUGAAGACCGAAAGGGAGAAGAAGAGGGAGAUGUACUUUCCCAUGAGGAAGUAUGCCAUUAAGGUGUAGGAUAGGACCUUAAGCAGUGGAUUUUGGUGGUCUGUAUCCAUAAAGCUCAUUCCAAUCUUGAAUUUUUGAAUUUUGUUCCGUUUAAAGGAGUUGGAGAGUUCUUUA